Molecule: messenger RNA, 825 nt
Organism: Paramecium pentaurelia
Lineage: Eukaryota; Ciliophora; Oligohymenophorea; Peniculida; Parameciidae
Source: the annotation of a GenBank genome assembly
AUGCAGAAUCGUUUUGCUCAAUUUGGAUAAUAAUCAAUUAUUCCACUUAAAGCAACUGGUAAGUUUGGAGAUUAGUUUUUUGAUCUUCCUUAAGUUAAACCUUUUUCUCUUAAAUUAUUAAAAGCAAAAGGACGACCCAACUAAAUUCUAUAAAGAAAAAUAGAUGAUAUUAUUCCUAAAGAAAUACAAAUGGAUAAACCAUUUUUUGAAGUUAUAAAUCCACCAAAUCAUAAUUAUAUGAGAAUGAUUAAUUCUGAAGAAUUGAGACCAUAAAUAUCAUAUUAUUAUCAUGCCCCAAAUAACUAGCAAAAUGAAUAAGUCACAGUAGAUUAAGAUAAUGCUGAUUUAGUUGAAAGAGCAAUUAAAAAUUAACAUGCUGAUAUAAGGAAAUUACAAGCAUUAUAAUAAAGGAUAAUUUUAAGAGAGAGAUUAUAAAAAGAGAUAAAACAAGAAAUGUAAUUGAAAUAACAAAAAAUAGAAUAAUAGAUGGAAGAAAUAUAAGAUUCCAAAUAAAACUCAAAUUUUAUUCUGUGUAGGAAUUUGAACUCAAUUAAACCUCAAAAAUAUGAUUCAGCUAUUUAACAAUCUAAAAGUCAAAUUACUAUGUAAUCCUAGUUUAAGGAUAUUUAAGAUAGCUUAUUAGAACUUUAAAGAAUCUAAGAAUUAAAUAAACAAAAAGAAUAAAUUAUUAAAUAGGAAUAAGAGGAAUCAUUUAAAAAGAAAAUAGAUUCAGUAUAAAGGUACACUUAGAAAAAUUGGAAAUGUUCUUCCCAAGAAUUAAGAGCUUUAAUCAAAAAAGAUAAAUAAAAGAAAUAAAUUUAAUGA